ACUCCCACACACAAAUCCUUCUUUUUCACCACUCUCUCUUUUAAACUCUCUCUCUCUCUCUCUCUACUUCAAAUACAUUUGCCGAUCGAAAUUCAAAAUCAAUAUCCAGUUUUUCGUGAACUGCAUAGAUCUUUACCUCCGCGCACAUUUCUUAUUUGUUUACUGCUGCAGCUGCUGCUGUUUGUGAUAGGAAAGAUUGAGCGCUACGCUGAGUCUUCUUGAUAUGGACAACUUUUGACUAUGAGAAUUGCAGAUGGACAUCACUUGAUUUAUAUGGUGCUUGUAUAAGUUUAAGUUUUGGGUACAAGGAAUUAAAAUGGACGUUGAAAAGCGAGGAGUAAGGGGAGGCUUUUUUCAGUUGUUCGAUUGGAAUGGCAAAUCCCGGAAGAAGCUCUUCUCUAGCAAAUCUGAAUUACCUGAAAGAUCGAACCAAGGGAAAGAAAAUUAUCAUGGUUCUGUCAUUUCACGACGUCAGCAGGAGCUUGAGAAAACGUUUCCUCAAAACGCCAGAGGUCAGAGUGAUUAUCAUUAUGCUUCGUCAGCAAGUGGUGAUUCAGAAUAUGGUACAAAAGCACCUGGGGUUGUGGCACGUCUUAUGGGACUGGAUUCAUUGCCUACAUCAAAUGUAAAUGAACCUUAUUUUGCCCCAUUUGUUGAGUCUCUCUCAUUCAGAGAUUCUGGUUACUCAAUGGCUCGUCCAGCACUCCAAAGUGAGCAUGAUAUUGUAAUCUUUGAGAGCGUUCGAAAUAAGUUGGAUGGAUCAAUGAGGAAUCCUUUGGACCUGAGGCCGCAGAAAGUGCAGAACCGACCAAUAGAGAGAUUUCAAAGAGAGGUAUUGCCUCCCAAAUCUGCUAAGCCCAUUUCAAUUACUCACCACAGGCUCUUAUCUCCUAUCAAAAGUCCUGGAUUUGUUCCACCUAAAAAUGCGGCUUACAUAAUUGAGGCAGCAGCAAAAAUAAUUGAGCAGAGUCCACGGUCAACCAUGAAAGGCAACUCCCCAUCACUUGGGUCUUCUCCUGUUCCAUUUAGAGUUCGUGAUAUGAAAGAAAAGAUGGAGGCUGCUAAAAGAUCAUCUCGAUCGGUUGAUGCAUCACAAAGGGGCAAAGAGCAAAGUUCCGUUAAGAAUAUAAAGAAGCAACUUAAUUCCAGGGGUCUGGGUAGAUCAGAAGACAACUAUGAUGAAACAAAAAGAGUAGGUUCUCAGAGAUUAAGGAGUAAGGACAAAUCAGUUUCUCUUGCAGCUCAGGCAAAAGCCAGCACUCAAAAAAGAGAUGGGUUGACUUCAGUUGGUAAUGGAAGUUCUGAGAAGCAUAAAGAACACAAUGAUAUCAAACUUAACGGUCCCGGCAGGAAUCUGCCAAGCAUACAAAAGAAAGUGGAAAAGCAAAGUUCAUCAAAGAAACCUUCUGAGGUGCUCAGGCUGAAUAAUCAGAAGCAGAAUUCUGCAUCUGCCAAAGACGGAGAAAUUUCUGAACCUUCUUGCUCCCACCCAAAGGAGAAAAAAGAGUCUAAUUUGUCCACCAAUUACAUACAAGGGCGGAUGAGUAGGACUGUGAAUAACAUUGUUGUCAAUAAUGUGGUAACUUCCAGGAAGACAAACUUUGUGGCAGCUGAUCCUGGAAAAGAGCAUGCAUCAUCGAAAGCAAAGACAACUUCAAAGAAAAAACUGCCGAUCAAUGGUAAUAGUCAGUCUGGUGGAAGUGUUAACCCAAAGGCAGUGAUGAUGGCAAAUGAAAAACCUGUAAAAUGUAAUGUUGCGUUUGAAGGGGAUUCUAAAUGGGAUGGAAUUGACAACAAAAAUAGUUUGGAUGUCGUGUCAUUCACAUUUACCUCUCCAAUAAAAAAGUCUGGAGCAGGACACAGUUCAUGUUGUACAAUCUUGGAAGCAACUAACUCAUCUUUGCCCGAUUGUAAUCCUUGUGUGCGUGAAUCCAACUCAAGAUAUACUGCUGCAUCGUCUUCUGUGUUUAAUGUCAUUGGUGGAGAUGCUUUAAGUGUGCUUUUGGAACAGAAACUAAACGAAUUGACUUCUAGGGUUGAGUUGUCCCAGAAGGACCUCUCAGAAUCAAAUUCCAUUUCUGGUUCCACCAACAGCAAUAUAAACAUAGGUCCCACUGUGAACUUAGUGAAUUCCAUUCCUAUGGAGAAUGACACAUGCAAAAGCAAACAGGAAAUCCAUGCCUCUGAUUGCCCUUCUACUGGCAAGCUUUGGCACAAAGCUGAAAGAGAAUAUAAGGGACUAGAAUGCAUUGAUAGUACUGGGUAUCAGAGAUAUGUUCAUUUACAAGGGUGUAAUUCAAUCUCAAAUAAACCUUCUUUAUCAGCUACUAGUUCUGACUCAUUUGAUGUUGAUGGAAGUUCAAGUAAUGAAGGUCGGUUGCCAUGUUUAUCAAUUGAAUCUUCCGAGUGGACAAAUUGGAGCUCCUCUAGGAAAUUCCGCCCAGCGGAAGGCGAUGUGGAGAUAUCAGAUACUGCCUCCUCACUAUCUAUUGGGACUAUGUCUGAGACUGUUGCAUCCAGCUUAUAUAUGACUGAUUCAAAAGAGAAUUCUCACUGGGAAUUCCAAUACAUUGUAGAUAUACUUCGCAGCACAGGAUUGUUGUUGGAGGAGUUUGCUCUCGGACAAGCUCACAAGAUAGUAGCUCCAGACCUCUUUGAUCAGUUGGAGAGUCAAAAAAUGGACUUGUACAAAGUAAUGGAAGAACACGUCCUGCUCGAGCGCAAGGUAUUGUUUGACUGCGUGUGUGAAUGCCUGGAAGUGAGGUGCGGACGGCUUCUUGCUGGAAGCUGCAAAUUCUGGGCUAAGCAGACAACUUUGCACAGAAGGCAAUGGUUGGCUGAAGAUCUGUACAGAGAAAUUUCAAGUUGGAAAAACGCGGAGGAACUGAUGGUGGACGAGCUGGUUGACAAGGAUAUGAGCUCUAAGAGUGGGAAAUGGAUUGAUUUUGAAGUCGAGGCGUUUGAAGAAGGUGUAGAGAUAGAGGAAAGAAUACUGACUUCUCUAGUAGAUGAACUGAUUGAUGAUUUCUUGUUGUAUUGAUGUGGGUUUUUUCAGGAGGGUUGAUGGCUACUCUUUUAACUUUAUAUGAUUCUUUCUAACUUGUGGUUUCUUUGCAUCAACAACCAUGAAAAAUCAUUGUAAGCCGGAAAGAAGUCAAGAAACAUGAAAAGAUUGUUCAAAGAACCCAACUAUAACUAUUCCUAUUCC
Molecule: messenger RNA, 3208 nt
Organism: Sesamum indicum (sesame)
Lineage: Eukaryota; Viridiplantae; Streptophyta; Magnoliopsida; Lamiales; Pedaliaceae
Source: RefSeq, a predicted model, not a curated record